AUGGCCAAGAGACAUGGCCACUAUCGUGCUAGAGGCACUGGAAGAAGCAAGACCAGUGGUAGUAACUACAAAAAGGCGAAAAACAACCGGAAGCAGAACCGUAGUGGUUCUAGCAGAGGUGGACAUAAUGCUAACUUCCUUCCUGUCGGAGGUGGAGACCUAAGUAACACGGAUAUGAUGGACGACUACUAUUUUGGACACAACCACGCUCAAAACUCCAUGCAUAUGGGUGGUUUUAGGCCCGGAAAAGAAGGAUUUGCACAGGAGGAGAAGGAGGCCCGGACUCUGCCAUUGAGAAAAAGGCCUGUGGAAUUCACCAAAGCUGAACAAGUUUACGAUCCAGCUCAUGAUUUUAUUCUGAAUCUGAGGAAAAAGGAACAGGAAAGGCAGCAACUUGCAUCAAACAACUCUUAUGAAGACACAGAAACCGAAAGAGUAGCUGUGGAUGCGGCCUCCGACGAACCUGUUGAGGAACCUGUGGAAGUGGACGUAGCAUCUGAUGAUUCCAGUGUAUCAGAUAGUGAAUCUGAAGAAUUGAAAACAGAGUCUUUUACCGAGCCAUCAAAGGAUAUUUCAGAUGAAAGGCUCUUCUUCGUUGAUGAGACGCCACUACCGCGGGCGAACGUUAAGACUGUCCAUGUAGACGCACCGACGAAAAACGUCUCUGAAAUAGGUGCCUCGGCAACAGAAUUUGACCCUGUGCUCGUGGUGGGCAAAACUGAACUAAAUUUGUUGCAGGACAAAGAUGGAUCAGCUUCCGUAAGCAUGCCACAAGGUUACAAAUCUCACCCUUUCAAGCCAAGUUCUCGAGAUCAACUGGAUAGGGACAGUUCGUGGGAUGAGAUCGGUGACUACGAUGAUUAUGACGAAUUGGAUAGUAUUGACUAUGAUGAAUACGACGAAGCCUAUGAUAGUGACUCUGAAGGCGAUGUUUCUUCUGAAAAAGAAGCUCCUAAUGCAGACACGGUCGUGAGCGGCUCUUCGAUACUUUCCUCCACGAUCCAGAGCCUGUCUCUGAACGAAGAUAAAGAGCCGGAAGUGAAAUCGGGAGAAAAUGAGCCAGAGUUUGGCUUCCUUGACGAGGAUUUCGCAUUGAACGUUUCUGAACUCGAAAUCAGCAAUAUCCGUAUCGGUUCGCAAGACAAUUCUUACUACAUGUCGAGCUAUCGAUAUUUUGGCGACUAUGAUAAACGAUGGGUAGACCAAGACGAUUUAGAAGAGUUUGUGGCGGAGUUGGGGUUGCCUGAUCAUCGAAUCAGAGCUUACCUACGCUAUGUCAUGGAUGCUCUUGUGCCCAAAAACGACGAUGACGAUGCUCGCGAGACGCGGAUUGCUAAAGAAGCAGCGCUUCUCGAUGAUAGUGAUUCAGAGAAUACUGAUGAAGAGUCAGAGGUAGCCUAUCCAAUAAGCGAAGACGAUGACGAAGACUUGGGUGAGGGUCUUGAGGACUUGGUUGCUUACAGUUUGAAGUACGAGGCAGUGCGGAAUAAAUUGUACGAUACUAAAAGUCUCCAAACAAGUGGAAAAGGAUCCAAGAAAAAACUACUGCUAAAUGAGCAACUGGAUAUAGACUCAGACCUGAAAAGUCAACUCGAGGACAAAUUUGCUACUCGGGUGAACGACAAACGAAUAAAGAGGCAGACAAAAGAGGACUACGUAUCCGCUUCCAAUAGCGCAUCUGAUGACCUUUUUUUAAAAUAUCCAUAUGGAUUCCAUGUGGAGAACAUCAAGGACGAGUUUGAUAUAUUUUUAGCGAGCAACAGGCCCACCUUGUCUUUCCCGCCGUUUGAUCCCCAUGGAAACAAAACUGUGAUAAGUUUUGCUGGUGCCUAUUCCAUGAAAACCAGGAAAAUGGGCAAAAGUGGGAAGAGCCAUGUUUUGGUAGAGAAAGUCAAAAAAACGAAGUGGUCUCUACCGAAUUAUAACUAUGUGAGCCAGUUACUAAGAAGAAGGAGGGUUUUCAUGCGAAUCGAUGUACGGAGGCCGCGCGAGGAACAUCAUUUUACGGAAAGAAUUAACGUCGGGAAGGUCAAGUUCCAAACGAAAGAGGGCGAAAUUGUUGGGGAAGAUGCUCCUGAGAUUGGUACAGACAACAUAGGACGGCAAAUGCUUGAGAAGUUGGGCUGGUCCCGUGGGCAAGGUCUAGGUGCUGAUGGUAACCAGGGCAUCAGUGAGCCAAUUUUCGCGAAAGUAAAGAAGAGUAAAUCAGGUUUGCGUCAUGGAUGA
Lachancea lanzarotensis is the source of this 2226-nucleotide messenger RNA. It is a transcript of the gene SQS1, whose product is annotated as LALA0S07e04720g1_1. Bases 1 to 2226 code for a protein of 741 amino acids. Gene Ontology annotation, molecular function: nucleic acid binding. The transcript has a single exon. NCBI's taxonomy places the organism in Eukaryota, Fungi, Ascomycota, Saccharomycetes, Saccharomycetales, Saccharomycetaceae. The record is from RefSeq and is a predicted model, not a curated record.